CUGUCACAGCAACUGAACGUGUUUAAUAUUCCCUUUUCCCUGUUGUUGUCAUCGUUUUGUUGCCAUUUCCCCGGAAUAACCUCAAAUCGAACUGCUUCAUCAAAUGUGGAAGUGGCAGCGAGCGCAGUGACCAUUGCCAAAAAAAAAGGGGCUUAGUCCCGUUAUAAAUUCCAAAAAAAAAAAAAAAAAAGAAGAAACCCACAUGCUGUAGAAUGAAUUCUGAAGACGGAUUCUCCGAUGAGGACCACGGCGACUCGCAUCGCUCUGUGCCCAGCCACAGUCCUUCCUGCCUGAGCUGCAGCAACUGGGACAGCGAUGAGGACACCUGCACGGAAAUCGCUUUGCCGGAGGGACCCAACCACAAUGUGGCCCCGGAUGACUUUGUCUACAAGGUUCUCUCCGUGGAUCAGAUAGUUCAGCAUCAGCGGAACAUCAUCGAUGAGGUGAACAAUGUCCUGAAUCUGUCGCCGCAGGUCACGCGGACUAUAUUGAAUCACUUUAAGUGGGACAAGGAGCGGCUGUUUGAGAAUUACUUUGAGAGCAGCCCGCAGGAGUUCUUCCAACGUGCGCACGUCCUGAAUCCCUUUGAGCAGGAGAAUGCUAGUCCUGCGGAAGCUGUGGGCUCACCCGCUUCUACAAAGAAGAAGCACUGCGGUAUAUGCUUCUGUGCCUGCGAUGAGCUCAAGGGCUUGGGCUGUGGCCACAGCUACUGCGUCGCCUGCUGGAAGCAAUACUUGGCCAACAAGACCUGCAGCGAGGGCUUGACACACACGAUCACCUGUCCGGCUGCCAAUUGCGAUAUCCUCGUGGACUAUGCCUCCUUUCUGGCGCUCGCCGAUGACCCCGAUGUUGUGGAGCGUUACAAGCAGCUGAUAACCAACACCUUUGUGGAGUGCAACACGCUGAUGCGAUGGUGUCCCGCCCCCAACUGCACCCAUGCCAUCGAGGCCAACUAUUUGGAGCCCAAGGCUGUGCAGUGCAAGUGCGGCCAUCAGUUCUGCUUUGGCUGUGGCGAGAACUGGCACGAGCCCGCCAGCUGCGGCUGCCUCAAGGAGUGGCUGAAGAAGUGCCUCGAGGACUCGGAGACCUCCAAUUGGAUUGCCCAGAACACCAAGGAGUGCCCCAAGUGCCAGGUGACUAUCGAGAAGGAUGGCGGUUGCAAUCACAUGGUCUGCAAGAAUCCCUCCUGUCGCUACGACUUCUGCUGGGUCUGUCUGGGCUCCUGGGAGCCGCACGGUUCGUCCUGGUACAGCUGCAACCGCUACGACGAGGAGGAGUCCAAGCAGGCGCGUCUGGCCCAGCAGAGGUACCGCUCAACAAUGGCCCGCUAUCUUCACUAUUACAAUCGCUAUGCGAACCACAUGCAGAGCAUGCGAAUGGAGCACAAGCUGUAUGCCAAUGUUCAGGCCAAAAUGGAUGACAUGCAGGCGGAGAUUAGCUGGAUCGAAGUCCAGUUUCUGCGCGAUGCUGUCGAUGCUCUGUGCCAGUGCCGCUCUACCCUGAUGUACAGCUACGUGUUUGCCUUCUAUUUGAAGAACAACAAUCAGAAGUUGAUUUUUGAAUAUAACCAAAGGGACUUGGAGAUGGCCACCGAGAAGAUCUCCGAGUGCUUGGAGCGGGAGAUCACGGCAAAGAAUGUGUAUGAUAUUAAGCAGAAGGUCCUAGAUCUCUCACAUUACUGCCAGAAGCGUCGGCAUGUCCUGCUUAGCCAUGUGCGAGAGGGCAACGAGAAGGACUGGUGGGAGUACAUCGAGGAUGCAGCCACCCAGGGCCAUUGAUCCCAUCGAACAUCUAUUCCAAACAUUUCACUGAAGACUUGCAACUAUCUUUCGGACUUCUCACAGAAUCCCAAAUUACACAGUUCAACACGGCAAUAAAAAAUAUUCAAUAUUGAAAAAUCUA
Drosophila kikkawai is the source of this 1902-nucleotide messenger RNA. Its product is annotated as E3 ubiquitin-protein ligase ariadne-1. NCBI's taxonomy places the organism in Eukaryota, Metazoa, Arthropoda, Insecta, Diptera, Drosophilidae. Gene Ontology annotation, molecular function: ubiquitin conjugating enzyme binding; ubiquitin protein ligase activity; zinc ion binding. The record is from RefSeq and is a predicted model, not a curated record. Gene Ontology annotation, cellular component: cytoplasm; ubiquitin ligase complex; nucleus. Gene Ontology annotation, biological process: ubiquitin-dependent protein catabolic process; positive regulation of proteasomal ubiquitin-dependent protein catabolic process; protein polyubiquitination.